Messenger RNA from Tupaia belangeri chinensis (Chinese tree shrew), 1983 nucleotides. RefSeq names its product zinc finger protein 850. The record is from RefSeq and is a predicted model, not a curated record. Gene Ontology annotation, molecular function: DNA-binding transcription factor activity, RNA polymerase II-specific; RNA polymerase II cis-regulatory region sequence-specific DNA binding. Gene Ontology annotation, biological process: regulation of DNA-templated transcription. Lineage: Eukaryota; Metazoa; Chordata; Mammalia; Scandentia; Tupaiidae. The coding region runs from base 1 to 1929 and encodes 642 amino acids. The transcript is spliced from 2 exons.
AUGGAGCGUUAUAAUGAAAUGGGGGAAGGUUCAAAUCCAGUGAAACAUCAGAAAGUCUACCCAAUAAAAAAGCCUUGGGAAUGCAAUGCAUGUGAGAAGUCCUUCAGUUACUACUCAGCCUUUAUCCUACAUAGGCGAAUUCACACUGGGGAGAAACCCUAUGUAUGUAAUGUAUGUGGAAAGGCUUUUAGUCGGAGCUCAUCACUUAUUCAACAUCAGAGAAUUCAUACUGGAGAGAAGCCUUAUGAGUGUAAUGAGUGUGGGAAAGCUUUCAGUCAUCGUUCAGCCCUUAUUCAACAUCAUAUCAUUCAUACUGGAGAAAAGCCCUACGAAUGCAAUGAAUGUGGGAAGGCCUUCAACCAAAGCACAUACCUCAUUCAACAUCACAGAAUACACACUGGAGAGAAGCCCUAUAAAUGCAAGGAAUGUGGGAAAGCUUUCAACGACACCUCAUCCCUCAUUAAACACCAGAGGGUUCAUACUGGAGAAAAGCCCUAUGGGUGUACCGAGUGUGGGAAAGCAUUUAGUGACAGGUCAGGCCUUACUCAACAUCAGAGAACUCACACAGGGGAAAAACCGUAUGAAUGUAGUGAAUGUGGGAAAGCUUUCAGUUACUGUUCAGCUCUUAUUCAACAUCAAGGAACCCAUACUGGAGAGAAACCUUACAAAUGUAAUGAAUGUGGGAAAGCCUUCAGUGACCGCUCAGCUCUUGUAAGACAUCAGAGAAUUCACACUGGAGAAAGGCCUUACAAAUGUAAAGAAUGUGACAAAGCCUUCAGCCAGAGCUCAUCCCUUACAAAGCAUCUAAGAACUCAUACUGGAGAAAAACCAUAUAAAUGCAAUGCUUGUGACAAAGCCUUUAGCCAGAGUUCAUCUCUUAUUCAACACCAGAAAAUUCAUACAGGAGAAAAAACCUACAAAUGUAAGAAAUGUGAGAAAACCUUCAGUUUCCAUUCAGCUUUUCACCAACACAAAGAAAUUCAUCAGAAAGUCUACCCAAUAAAAAAGCCUUGGGAAUGCAAUGCAUGUGAGAAGUCCUUCAGUUACUACUCAGCCUUUAUCCUACAUAGGCGAAUUCACACUGGGGAGAAACCCUAUGUAUGUAAUGUAUGUGGAAAGGCUUUUAGUCGGAGCUCAUCACUUAUUCAACAUCAGAGAAUUCAUACUGGAGAGAAGCCUUAUGAGUGUAAUGAGUGUGGGAAAGCUUUCAGUCAUCGUUCAGCCCUUAUUCAACAUCAUAUCAUUCAUACUGGAGAAAAGCCCUACGAAUGCAAUGAAUGUGGGAAGGCCUUCAACCAAAGCACAUACCUCAUUCAACAUCACAGAAUACACACUGGAGAGAAGCCCUAUAAAUGCAAGGAAUGUGGGAAAGCUUUCAACGACACCUCAUCCCUCAUUAAACACCAGAGGGUUCAUACUGGAGAAAAGCCCUAUGGGUGUACCGAGUGUGGGAAAGCAUUUAGUGACAGGUCAGGCCUUACUCAACAUCAGAGAACUCACACAGGGGAAAAACCGUAUGAAUGUAGUGAAUGUGGGAAAGCUUUCAGUUACUGUUCAGCUCUUAUUCAACAUCAAGGAACCCAUACUGGAGAGAAACCUUACAAAUGUAAUGAAUGUGGGAAAGCCUUCAGUGACCGCUCAGCUCUUGUAAGACAUCAGAGAAUUCACACUGGAGAAAGGCCUUACAAAUGUAAAGAAUGUGACAAAGCCUUCAGCCAGAGCUCAUCCCUUACAAAGCAUCUAAGAACUCAUACUGGAGAAAAACCAUAUAAAUGCAAUGCUUGUGACAAAGCCUUUAGCCAGAGUUCAUCUCUUAUUCAACACCAGAAAAUUCAUACAGGAGAAAAAACCUACAAAUGUAAGAAAUGUGAGAAAACCUUCAGUUUCCAUUCAGCUUUUCACCAACACAAAGAAAUUCAUGAUGAAUAGGAUGCAGUAAAUCCAGGAAAUGAUUAGUUAUUCUCCCCUGACUGUAUAGAUCUG